This is a messenger RNA of Myxocyprinus asiaticus (Chinese sucker), 6582 nucleotides long. RefSeq names its product TBC1 domain family, member 9 (with GRAM domain) (gene tbc1d9). The record is from RefSeq and is a predicted model, not a curated record. The transcript is spliced from 21 exons. Bases 623 to 4408 code for a protein of 1261 amino acids. Gene Ontology annotation, molecular function: calcium ion binding. NCBI's taxonomy places the organism in Eukaryota, Metazoa, Chordata, Actinopteri, Cypriniformes, Catostomidae.
CCGGAGAGUUCACCAUCAUCGAAGAGGGGUAGAAAUGUCAUGCAUUGUUUAUUUUGCGUGCCGUGUCGCUACGUAUACUCAGCACUCGCAGGAUGUGCAUUAAAAAAUCUAUUGAAUUUGCAUCAGCUUGACUGUAGACACUGGAGAGCGGACGGUCGCACCUGAUACAAAGACAAAUAACAAAGACUGAGACAAUCCGAGCUGCUGUUAAACGUCGAAAAUAUCUUCAGACAUCACUAUGAUUCACCAGAAUAUACUACUUCUGCAUUUCAAUGACUAUAUUGGUCGUCCUUAGGCGUAAAUGUCAUUGUCAUCCUUUAUGUAAGGCGUGUUUAUAAUAUUAUUUUGGUAACAUGAGGCGCGCGCGCGUGUCUUAAGGAGAUCCGGGUGAUUAUAUAUAACGUUGCACGCGCAUAUUCGAAUAUAAAUCGAUCUGUUCCAAACAUCAGAUAUUAUAUCGCACAUAUAGCCUGUAACUGCGAUUUACAGCCAUUACUGUCCUACAAAACGUCCGUAUUACACUGGAUACGAGAUUUCACGCUUGGAUAAGUGAAACUAACUCCAUACUGAACCGCAUAUAUAUGAGUUUUUUGGAUGUCCUCUUAAGGAAAUCGAGGUGAAGAUGUGGAUCAACCCGGAGGAGGUGUUGUUGGCCAGUGCGUUGUGGAUGACAGAACGCGCGAAUCCGUAUUUCAUCCUGCAGAAGAGAAAGGGCCAUGGAGACGGAGGAGGCGGUCUCGCGGGUCUGCUGGUUGGAACCCUUGAUGUUGUGUUGGACUCCAGCGCUCGUGUGGCCCCGUACCGGAUCCUCUACCAGACUCCUGAUUCACUGAUUUACUGGACCAUUGCCCACGGGAGCUCUCGUAAGGAGAUCACUGAGAACUGGGAGUGGCUUGAGCAGAACCUUCUGCAAACGCUCUCCAUUUUUGAGAAUGAAAAUGACAUCACCACGUUCGUCAAGGGAAAAAUCCAGGGCAUUAUAGCUGAAUAUAACAAAAGCCAUGAUAUCAAAGAAGAUGACGACACUGAUAAGUUCAAGGAGGCCAUUGCUAAGUUCCGUAAACUCUUCGGCAUGCCAGAGGAGGAGAAGCUGGUGAAUUAUUACUCCUGCAGCUACUGGAAGGGGAAGGUGCCACGGCAGGGCUGGCUGUACCUCAGCAUCAAUCACCUGUGCUUUUACUCAUACCUGCUCGGAAAAGAGGCUAAGCUAGUGAUCCGCUGGGCUGACAUCACACAGCUGGAGAAGAACGCCACGCUACUGCUGCCGGACAUGGUGCGUGUCAGCACACGUUGCAGCGAGCACAUGUUCUCUGUCUUUUUGAACAUCAAUGAGACAUUCAAGUUAAUGGAGCAGCUCGCCAACAUCGCCAUGAGACAACUGCUGGACAACAAGGGCUUUGAGCAGGACCGCUCUCUGCCCAAACUCAAGAAGAAAUCACCCAAGAAAGUGUCAGCCCUUAAAAGGGACUUGGAUGCCCGGGCUAAAAGCGAGCGAUACCGGGCACUGUUCCGUCUGCCCAAAGACGAGAAACUGGAUGGCCACACAGACUGCACACUGUGGACCCCCUUCAACAAGAUGCACAUUCACGGACAGAUGUUUGUCUCCACCAAUUACAUCUGCUUCACCAGUAAAGAGGAGACCAUCUGCAGUCUGAUUAUCCCUCUUCGAGAGGUGACCAUCGUUGAGAAAGCUGAUAGCUCCAACGUUCUUCCCAGCCCCUUGUCAAUCAGCACCAAAAACAAAAUGACUUUCCUCUUUGCCAAUCUCAAAGACCGGGACUUCCUGGUGCAGCGGAUCUCUGACUUCCUUCAGCAGACCACUUCCAAAAUCUACUGUGAGUGGGAAAUCACAGGCAGCCUCAGCAGCUCAGACGAUGAGGUGUACUCGCAGCAGGGCAGUAUUUUGUCCUGUAGUCCUCAGUGUAGUGCCGUUGGCUCAGAGGGAGAGAGUGAGAGACAGUUUAAUCUCAAUGAUAACAGCGUUCCCACGGCAACACAAGCACUGAUGACCAUGUACCGCCGCCGAUCCCCAGAGGAAUUCAACCCCAAACUGGCUAAAGAGUUUCUGAAGGAGCAGGCGUGGAAGAAUCACUUUGCCGAGUACGGUCAGGGAGUGUGUAUGUACCGUACGGAGAAGACCAAAGACCUGGUGCUGCAGGGCAUCCCGGAGAACAUGAGAGGAGAACUCUGGCUCCUGUUUUCUGGGGCGAUUAACGAGAUGGCGACUCAUCAUGGUUAUUACGAGGAUCUGGUGGAGAAGUCGAUGGGGAAAUAUAAUCUGGCCACAGAGGAGAUCGAGAGAGACUUACACCGGUCUUUGCCUGAACAUCCAGCCUUUCAAAAUGAGAUGGGCAUUGCCGCUUUGCGUAGAGUCCUCACUGCCUACGCCUUUCGCAACCCCAAUAUUGGCUACUGCCAGGCCAUGAACAUAGUGACCUCGGUACUGUUGUUGUACGCUAAAGAGGAAGAGGCCUUUUGGCUGCUGGUAGCGUUAUGUGAGCGGAUGCUGCCAGACUACUACAACACCAGAGUUGUUGGUGCUCUGGUGGAUCAGGGUGUGUUUGAAGAGCUGGCCAAUGUGCACGUGCCUCAGCUGUAUGACUGCAUGCAGGCGCUGGGCGUCAUCUCCACCAUCUCCCUGUCCUGGUUCCUCACGCUCUUCCUGUCCGUCAUGCCCUUCGAGAGCGCUGUGGUGGUGGUUGACUGCUUCUUCUACGAGGGCAUUAAAGUCAUCUUCCAGCUCGCUUUGUCUGUGCUUGACGCUAAUAUACAUCAACUGCUGAGCUGUAAAGAUGACGGAGAAGCCAUGACUAUACUGGGCAGGUAUCUGGACAGUGUGACUAAUAAGGACAGCACUCUUCCACCAAUCCCACAUCUCCACUCUCUUCUCACUGAUAAUGGAGAGCCUCAUCCUGAGGUGGACAUCUUUAAACUCGUCCGCAGUUCAUAUGAGAAGUUUGGCUCCAUUCGGGCAGAUGUGAUUGAGCAGAUGCGCUUCAAACAGAGACUGAGAGUGAUUCAGGCCAUUGAAGACACCACCAAACGCAAUGUGGUGCGCACCAUCGUGACAGAGACGGCCUUCAGCAUUGAUGAACUAGAGGAACUCUACUCACUCUUUAAGGCUGAGCAUCUGACCAGCUGUUACUGGGGCAGCACCAGUAACCCCAUGAGCCGUCAUGACCCGAGCCUGCCUUACCUUGAACAGUACCGCAUGGACCUGGAGCAGUUCAAGGGGCUGUUCGCUCUGCUCUUUUCCUGGGCCAGCGGCACACACACUGAUGAUCUGGCCCUGCGGUUCUUCCGUCUGCUGGACCACAACGCAGACGCACUCAUAAACUUCAGAGAGUUCAUCAAUGGCCUGAGUGUGAUAUGUCACAGUGACCUGACGGAGAAACUCAAAUUCCUGUACAAAAUGCACGUGCUUCCAGAGUUGCAUCAUGAGCAGGAGGAGCCGGACUCGGCCUGUGAAGCUACACAGUAUUUCUUUGAGGACAUCACACCUGAGACAUCCAGUGGGCACGACCCCAAGAACAAGACUGAGAGGGAUGAUGGUUUUGUCAGAGUCACUUUUAAGAACGAAAAAGUGAAGAAAAUGCACACUCCAGAUUACCGUACGUACCUGCGCUUGUGGAACCAGGAGACCAAAUCAAAGCUAGAGAACAUAAAGGAUCUUCCCAAACUCAACCAGAGUCAGUUCAUCGAGUUGUGCAAGACUCUGUAUAACAUGUUCAGUGAAGACCCCAAUGAGCAGGAGCUCUACCACGCCACAGCCACGGUCACCAGUCUGUUACUGGAGAUGGGCGAGGUAGGAAAGCUCUUCUGUAGUCCCGCUAGUAAGGAUGAUGAUGAAGCCGAUGACGAAGAGGACGAUCAGAUCCCAGCUUGCAGAAGGAAACACCAAAAAGAGCAUUGCAAACCCUGCGUCUAUCCACUGGGUGUUCCAGGCGAUGCCGAGAUAAACUCCUGCAUCACGGGACCCUUGGAGGACAUCAAACUAGAGGACUCGUCACCCAAAGACACGGCUACAUCGUCCGCCAUGCUCAUCUCAGACGACGAGACCAAAGAUGACGCAUCCAUGUCGUCGUACUCCGUCCUGAGUGCAGGAUCGCACGAAAUGGACGAUAAACUUCAGUGUGAGGACAUCGCGGAGGAUACGGUACUCAUACGCAACAGUGAGAGAGCAGGGCAUCAUGGGACAGGGGGUCUGCCUCACAGCGCUAGCAUCGAUAAAGACUGGGCCAUCACCUUCGAGCAGUUUUUGGCCUCUGUGCUCACCGAACAAGCCCUGGUGCAGUACUUUGAGAAACCUGUAGAGAUCGCUGCGCGAAUAACUAACGCUAAGAACGUUCGGAAGGUGGGACACCCGCACGUGUCCAUCAGUGAUUAUGAGAUCUCGCUAUCUGGCUAACGUGGUAAAUACAAACAAACUCGAAACUUUAUCUGAACUUUGAGGUUUAAACGAAUAGUUCAAGCAAAAAUGAAAUUGAUGUCGUCAUUUACUCACUUUGUCUUGUCGCUACAAACCUGAAUGACUUUCUUUGUGGAACACAAAUGAAGUUAUUUAGCCGAAUGUUCACACUGCUCUUUUCCAUACAGUGAAAGUGGAUGGUGACCAUGGUUGUCUAGCUUAAAAAAUGAGAAAAAGCACCAUAAAACGAUCAUAAAAGUAGUCCAAACGACUUGUGCACUGUAUUUCAAGUCAUUUGAAGCCGAUAGUUUAAAAAACAGGAAAAAAAAAAAUUAUUAUUAAGUCAUUAUUCACUGAAAAUUUUUACCUACAUCAUAUCACAUUAGCACUUGCAUUCAGAUGCCACCUCUCGACACGUUUAUAUGUUUUCAAUUGACCGCGAGUACGAAUGAGAUUUGAAAGGGAAGAUUUUCAGCAAAUAAAAAAAACAAUUAUGGAAAAGCACCAUAAAAGUAGCCCAUACAACUCGUGCGCUAUAUUCCAAGUCUUCUGAAGAAAUUUCAAUAGAUUUGUGUGCGAAACAAAUCACAAUUAAGUUGUUAUAUGCUGAAAAUCUUCCCCUUCGUCAUAGCUCUUAAAUCUCGCUUUCGCACAUUUAUGUCAAUGAAUGUUUUCAUUUUACAGGAAUUACGUCUGAGAUUUUAGAACUACUAUGAAGGGUGGAAGAUUUUCAGUGAAUAACAGGUUUAUAAUUUCAGUCUGUUCCUUUAACAAAACUAUCAUAUUGAUUCAGAAGACUUUGAAAUAUAGCGCAAAAGUCAUACAGGCUAAUUUAAUGAUACUUUAUGGUGUUUUUUUGCCAUUUUCGGAGCAUAACAGCCCCAGUCCCCAUUCACUUCCAUUAUAUGGAAAAGGGCAGUCUGGACAUUCUGCUUAAACUUCUCCAGGUUUGGUUUUUUUCGAGGGUAAGUAAAUGAUGACAAAAGUGUUAUGCGAACUAUCCCUUUAACUAAACUUGUUAUUCUUUACCUACAGUAAGUAAUGUAAAUCUCACUCAUUUUCUCCUGUGGAUCUCCACUUAAAUCAGUGUGAAACAUCAAUGUCUUCAUGUUUAUAUGAGCUUGUUAUGGAAUGGACCGUAAUGACUUCUCCCGCAGGGUAAAUCUUUGAUCUUUGCUGGUCACUUGGUGUGAUAGUAAACCUUUUAAUGAUGUAACAAACAGAAUGACUGACCUUUUUACCUGUACAAAGACUGAAAACUGAAAGGACCCGUUCACCUGUUGUAUACUACGAUGUGUGUACUUUAUAUACAGAAAUGAUUACUAAUAGUAUCUAAUAGUUAGACAGUUUAUCAGAGUAAUCGUAUCUAGAAUAGCUUACAAAUCCUGAUUGGGCAAAACAUGCCUGAGUCCUACAAGAAACUAGUACAUAAACUUUGCAUAAUGCUAGCGUGACUGCAUUCACAGGGAUAGUCGAGGGUCCAGAUGAUAGCCCUCUCUUUAGAAAGGACUUAAAAGGAAUAGUUAGUUCACUUGAAAAUUCCUCAGUGAUACACAAAAUGAGAUGUUAGGCAAAAUGAUCAUUCAGCUCUUUCCCUACAAGGAAAGCGGAUGCCAAAUAGUAGCAUAUACAACUGAUAUAUUCAAAAUCUUCUGCAGCCAUAUGAUAGAUUUGUGUGUGGAACAGACCAAAAUAGUAAGGAUUUUUGGGUGAACUAUUCCAAGAUGUCUGCUGCUGGAAUUGUUGGAUCAUCAUUUAAAAGAAGCCAUGCAACUAAAUCCAUUUAUAAAAUCGACAAAUUUCUCUCUUUUUCAGCUCUAUUCUUUGCACAUGCACUUUUGGUUUUUCUUCUACAUAGAAAAUGAGGAUGUUUGAUACCUAGAAAUGUUUAAAUAUCAGACAUUUAGGCAUUCUCUAUGUAUAGUAUAUAUACAUACUAUAUAUACUGAAGACAACGAUCGUGUACAGUUUUUAAGUUAGUGUGUAUUAAACAGUAAGAGGCAUGUGGCAUGUCUGUUCAUCUUGUAAGCUCUGUUUUUUUUUUUUAUUUAAAACUGUUUUUUAUGUCAUUAUUUUAUGCUGCUGUUUUUUUAAGUGUACAAUUUAAUGUGAAAUGUUACAAUUGACCUGUAAAUGAUUCGGACCACUACCAGUAAUUAAAAGUAUAUAUGGAA